CCGGCCGAGGCGCGGCGGGGUCAGGCUGGGGGACGAGGCCGGCGCUGAGCGCCUCGCCCCAGACCCCCGCCCGCCGGCCCAGCCUCCUGCGGCCCGGCUCCGAGACCUCUGGGGUACCCCGAACCCAUGGGCCGUGCCGGGUCCCUCGCCAGAGACGCCACCCAGCAAUGGCUUGGCAGGGGACACGCUGUUCGAAAUAGCACAUGCCACUGACACCCUGUCUGGACCCGUCAUGGCAGGUUCAGGCAGCACGUGGCCCUCGCGCAAGCAGCUGUUCAAGGCCCUCCUGCUGGUCCUCGUGGCCCUCGUCCUCCUCCACUCAGCGUCGUCCGAGCCCUCCCAGGACUUCGUGCCGCCCGGCAGGCAGAAGAGAGAGGCCCCCGCUGACCUCCUGAGCCAGAUGGGCCGGGCCGUGCGGGGGACGCUGGAUGCCUGGAUCGGGCCGGAGACCAUGCACCUGGUCUCUGAGACCACGGCUCAGGUGCUGGGGACCAUCUCCUCCUGCCUCUCCGUGGGCUUCUUCGCUCUGUCGGGCAUCGCCGCCCAGCUGCUGAACGCCUUGGGGCUGGAUGGUGAGUGGCAGGGACUGGUGGGUCAGCUGGAGCCUAGCCCGUCACUUCCUGGUGGUGGGAGCUUCUCUUUUCAGGGUCUAAACUCUCCCCCAGCCUCCUGCCCCCUCCCAGGGUUCCCCAGAGGCCAGCUUAAUAGCAGGCCAGAGACCGCCGCCCCCUGCCGGUCAGCCUCCUGUCAGAGCAGCGUCCUGCUCAGCCAUAGCAUCUCAUUUAACAGCCCACAAAUUACUCCCAUUUUGUAGAUGAAACUGGCUCAGCCAAGGCCAGGUGGCCUGCCCAGGGUGGCAGGAAGUGGAGCGAGAUUCAGGCUCUGUCCCUACAUCUCUGUGACCCUGUGGGAGGGGAUGUUUUUCACUUUGCAGGGGGU
Myotis davidii is the source of this 939-nucleotide messenger RNA. It is a transcript of the gene TMEM109, whose product is annotated as transmembrane protein 109. The record is from RefSeq and is a predicted model, not a curated record. Gene Ontology annotation, biological process: intrinsic apoptotic signaling pathway in response to DNA damage by p53 class mediator; cellular response to gamma radiation. The coding region runs from base 233 to 814 and encodes 193 amino acids. Lineage: Eukaryota; Metazoa; Chordata; Mammalia; Chiroptera; Vespertilionidae. The transcript is spliced from 3 exons.